AUGCCACAAGACGCUGAAGCAGAAACCAGCCCUCUCCUCCAACAACAAAACAUCCCAACAACGACCACAAUGAUCCCCGCCCACUCCCACUCUAGCAACGGGACCGUGAAGACGUGGCCGCUCGCGCUACUCCGGCUCGAAGGCGCCGCGAUCUUCGGCGCGACCAUCUACGCGUACCGCCAGACGGGCGGCUCGUGGCUGACGUUCGGCGCCUGGCUUCUGCUGCCGGACCUGGGCAUGGCCGGCUACCUGGCCAACACGCGCGUCGGCGCCGCGCUCUACAACGCCGUGCAUACCGAGACGCCGGGCAUUCUGAUGUUGUGUGCCGCUUGGGUCGUGCAACGGGGUGAGCAGAGUGGGGGAUCCGGACCCGGAUCCCCAGGGGGAGCUGGCAAUCUGGGGUUGGGUCUCGCGAGGGUCGCGCUCACGUGGCUGGCGCAUGUCGGCAUGGAUCGCAUGUUGGGCUUUGGCCUCAAGUAUGCUACUGGGUUUGGCCAUACGCAUUUGGGGGUCCUGGACUAA
Molecule: messenger RNA, 522 nt
Organism: Exophiala bonariae
Lineage: Eukaryota; Fungi; Ascomycota; Eurotiomycetes; Chaetothyriales; Herpotrichiellaceae
Exons: 1
Coding region: 1-522 (173 amino acids)
Source: RefSeq, a predicted model, not a curated record